Molecule: messenger RNA, 952 nt
Organism: Chenopodium quinoa (quinoa)
Lineage: Eukaryota; Viridiplantae; Streptophyta; Magnoliopsida; Caryophyllales; Amaranthaceae
Product: molybdopterin synthase sulfur carrier subunit-like
Exons: 2
Coding region: 391-699 (102 amino acids)
Biological process (GO): Mo-molybdopterin cofactor biosynthetic process
Cellular component (GO): cytosol
Source: RefSeq, a predicted model, not a curated record
CAUUUUAAAGUUUUGCCUUUUGUUGUGGUCUCUCUGAUUGGGAAUAAUUCUGAUUAUGAUAUUGGUUAAAGGUAAAGGUGGCGGCUCAAUCAAUAGUAAAGUUAUUCCUUUUUCUCCCCUUAUUUUAGUAGUGGACUAUACAUAAAAGCGCCCUGUUCAGUUGUUCUAAAUCACUAGAACUGAGUGGGACUUAUAGCUUCUUUUAUCUUCAAUAGUUUCUGCGAUUAAAUAUGGGCAUCGUGUCUUUGCCAUGAAACAACAAGAUCGAGCCUUGCACCAUGAUUUGAUUUCAGCUGCAAACCUUCUUUGGCUAGAGAGAUUCUAGACUCCAACUUUAAAUUUUGUUGUAAAACGUAUGCUCAACAUUUUGGCUUCAUUUGAUACAACAAGAUGGAGCUGAAGAACCAAACUGAAACUCAAGAGAACACUCAUGAAAGGGAUGAAAAAUCAUCAAUUGAGCUAAAGGUUCUGUUUUUUGCCAGAGCCCGGGAUCUGACUGGGUUAGCUGAUAUGCCACUGGAGGUAAAAUCUGGUUGCACAGCUCGUGAUUGUUUAGAUAAGAUUGUCACCCAGUUUCCAGGUCUCGAAGAGUUACGAGGGUGCAUGGUGCUGGCUUUGAAUGAGGAGUAUGCAUCUGAAUCUGCUAUUGUUAAACAUAGGGAUGAAUUAGCCAUUAUACCACCUAUUAGUGGAGGCUGAUCGUUCCUUGUAUACAUUUCACUUUUUAUACUUUUGGGCCUUUUGAUAUUCUUGUAACUCCCUUGUAUAAAAUAAAAUGAAAAAAAAAUCCCUUGACCAAUGUAAUAUGCAAGCUAUAAACUUUGUUGCAUAUUUUCAUUUAUGCUUCCUGUGUAAACAGACUGUAUACCGAACAUGCUCUCUGAAUCAAGCCUUUGAGGGAAUUUUGGAAAUUACUCUGCGAGGGUUGCUAAUAAGUUCGUAAGUUCAUUAA